GAAGUAAAGUGAAGGAAAGUGAAGUAAAGUGAAGUAAAGUGGCGAGCACACGAUAAUUAAAUACAAUAAAAAAAUAUAUAAAUAAUAUAAUAGCUAACUUAGAUAAAUUAGCUAAAUUAGAGUCCCCCUUCCAACACAUCGAAAAUGAGUAGGCCACAGUGCCAAAGGCAAUGCUAUAAAAUUCAAGUAAGGAUUACUGUCCAAAACACAAUCACACCUCCUAAGAAGGAUGUUUUCAAUUAUUCCUAGUGUACAAUUAAACAGUGACGGCGGAUGUUAUUGAUGGCCAAAUGGUGUGUCCCUUUAAAUGUUGCUACUGCAAGGAAUUGUGGGCCACCAUUAUCUAUUUUCCUUUAGUAAAGGAUGUUCCAUUAUUUCCUAUACUAAAGGAGAUAAGAAGGGAUGCAUUGACGCACAUUUCCUUAGCAUUUAGAAGUCGAACAGCUCUUAUUAUUGCUGACACCGUGAUGCUUCCAGGUCAUUUUACUUUCUUAGCAAAAAAAGACUAUUCCACAUGUUUCCAUCUUCUUCUCUUUCCUGACUCCUCCCCCUUAAUCAGAACCAUCAGAUGGCCGCAGGAACUUCAGCUAUAGUGAUACUUUGUACUUUAUACACUAACAUAAAUCUUCGUUGUCAUUCAGAUCUUUGUACAUGUUAGAUCUUUUGAAAAAAGAUGUUCAAUAUUUGGAAUAUAUUUAAUAUUUUAUUAAACCAAUAUUACUAUAAAGAAAAUAUAAUAAUUUCAUAAUUCUUAUCCAUACAUAUUACAAACCAAAGAGUAAUACAGACAAAUGCAAAGCCAGUUAUGUUGUGGGGUGUCUUUGAUUUUCAUCGCUCAGCACAGAGGCACUCCCAAGAGGCGGUGCUUAUUGAUGCCAGCAUCAUGCGUUCAUUUGUGCUCAGAUGCUGUUGUAAACUUAACUCGACUGCUGCUUUUGUCAAAGGAAGAGAUCUCACAUUCUUUUGAUGGCUGUCUUGAGGAUAAGGAAUGUGCACAAGAAGAAAUAUGCAAUAAUCUGCCUGUGCAUUGUUGGCUUCAUCUUGUACAGAUAUCUCCAACUGCCAGCAGGGGGACGGAACAGGAACAGGAAGGUGGGUCUGAGUACCAACUCAUCUGAGUUCACCCUGGAGGGAGAGCCCUUUCGCAUCUUAGGGGGAUCCAUCCACUAUUUCCGUGUGCCCAGGGCCUACUGGAGGGACCGCCUGAUGAAAAUGAAGGCCUGUGGCAUCAACACCCUCACUACGUAUGUGCCGUGGAGUCUGCACCAGCCACAGAGAGGGGUUUUCAACUUUCACACACAGUUGGAUUUAGAAGCCUAUAUUGAUCUUGCUGCUGAAUUGGGAUUGUGGGUGAUUUUACGUCCAGGGCCCUACAUUUCCUCUGAGCUAGACCUAGGAGGACUGCCAAGUUGGCUCCUCCGUGAUGGCAGCAUGAGACUGAGAACGACUUACCCAGGCUUCACUCAUGCUGUCAAUACUUUUUUUGAUAAACUUAUACCAAAAGUGGUUCCACUGCAGUUCAAGAAAGGAGGUCCCAUUAUUGCAGUGCAGGUCGAAAACGAGUAUGGAUCCUUUGCAAAGGAUGAAAGUUACAUGCUUUUCAUUAAAGAGGCCUUACAGUCUAAAGGGAUCAGCGAGCUCUUGCUUACAUCAGACAACCACAACACAUUAAAGUCGGGCGGUGUGGAUGGAGCCAUCAGAUCAGUGAGGCUGCAGAAGCUAAAUCAGAGAGAUAUCCAGGAUCUGAAUUCUAUCCAGCCCAACAGCCCCACGAUGGUGAUGGACUACUGGACCGGCUGGUAUGAUGUGUGGGGUGACCUCCACCAUGUGCUUCCCCCAGAGGAUAUGGUGUCCACUGUGAGAGAAAUUCUGAGACGAGGCAUGUCUGUUAACUUCUACAUGUUCCAUGGAGGCUCCAGUUUUGGCUUCAUGAGCGGAGCACUCGCUGAUCCUUCCUACAAAGCAUUGGUCCCCAGCUAUGAUUAUGAUGCUCCAUUGUCUGAAGCUGGGGAGUACACUCCAAAGUACCAUCUCCUUAGGGAUUUACUUUCCCGAUACAACAAAGGAGACAGUAUUCCUGACAUGACAGCCCUGCAUUACAGAGAGGCUUAUGAACCAGCUAUCAUGUACCAGCACUUGUCAGUAUGGGAUGCUUUGAGCUUCACAGAGGGACCAUUUAAGUCACACAAACAAGUAAGCAUGGAGAAUCUACCUGUGAACAACAGGAACGGCCAGUCCUAUGGAUACACGCUGUAUGAGACUACCAUCACCAGCGGAGGAUUAUUGAAGUCUGGAGACAAUGUCCGAGACCGUGCCCUAGUGUUUGUAGACAGAAGCUACAUUGGCCUUUUCAAGCGGCAAAGCCUGGACCUUGCGGUUCCUGGUGGUAAGGGACGACGUACCUUAAGUUUAUUGGUGGAAAACUGUGGACGAGUUCACCAGGGAAGGGACCUAGACAAACAACAUAAAGGCCUUGUGGGAGACAUUCUAUUAAACAAUAUCCCCUUGCGGGAUUUUACAAUGUACAGCCUGGAUAUGAAACCCGGCUUUAUUGAUAGUCUUUAUCAGGCAACUUGGAAAACUCUCCCUGAAACUCCCAGCUUCCCUGGAUUUUUCAUGGGGAGGCUGUUUGCAUACGGGUAUCCGAGUGACACAUUUGUGAAGCUACCAGGCUGGGAGAAAGGUGUUGUGUUUAUAAAUGGUCUGAAUCUGGGCCGCUACUGGUCAAUUGGCCCCCAGCAGGCUCUCUACCUCCCCGGUCCCUUUCUCAACAGUGGAAUAAAUCAGGUCAUGGUGUUUGAAGAACAGGAGGGUGACUACAAGAUCCAUUUUGAGGAUACGCCUGAUCUUGGGAUGGCAGCAGACAUCCAGUGA
Messenger RNA from Cottoperca gobio, 2874 nucleotides. RefSeq names its product beta-galactosidase-1-like protein 2. Lineage: Eukaryota; Metazoa; Chordata; Actinopteri; Perciformes; Bovichtidae. Gene Ontology annotation, molecular function: beta-galactosidase activity. Gene Ontology annotation, biological process: carbohydrate metabolic process. The coding region runs from base 967 to 2874 and encodes 635 amino acids. The record is from RefSeq and is a predicted model, not a curated record. The transcript has 19 exons.